AUGUGGGAGACGGAGGCGCGCAACAUCAGCAUCGAGUGCGCCUGGUCCAUCAUCAACCGCACUGAGGCGCGCGGGACGGAGCAGCUGCAGGAUGCUGACUACCUGUUCCGCUCCCUGCUGCCUGAACUGGCCGUGCCCGCGCUGAUCUGCCUGUUUGUGCUGCUGACCGUCUUCUCCCUCGCCGUGAACGCGCUCACCCUGUCCAGCAUCGGGCGCUCCGACGACCCGUCCUGGCAGCCGCGCUUCACCUUCUGCAGGAACCUGAUCCUGAGCGACCUGCUGCAGACCGUCACCUUCGGCCCCGCGGUCAUCCACUCCCUCAUCCAUCGCCGGACGAUGGUGUCCAGCUCCUGGUGUUACGUCCAGUACUUCGUGGGCUCGGCGAGCGUGUUCACCAGCCUGGUGACCAUCACCUGCAUGGCGCUGGAGCGGUACCUGUACGUGUGCUACGCCAUUUACUACGUGGUGAUCCUGACGGAGCGGCGCCUGUGGCAGAUCCUGGCGGCGGUGUGGGUCUACUCCAUCUCCAUCAGCGCCGUCAUGAUGAGCCUGCUGCUGCUGCUGGGCGCGGAGGACCGGGGCGGCUCGGCGGUCACCAUGGGGCUGCUGUGCGAGCCGGACGUGCUGGAGCAGCACAUGGGCUCCCCGCGCCCUCCCGCCAUCUUUCGUAAGUUUUUUGGCGCCUUCACGCUGCUGCUGUGCCUGCUGGUCCACGCGCUGUCCUACUUCAGGAUGUACAAGGACGCGCGCAACGCGGUCGUGCCGUUCAACGCCGUGAACGUGAAAGCGCGCCGGACGGUGGUGUUCUACUGCGGGAUGCUGUUCCUGCAGCUGCUGCCGCUGCUCAUCAAAGUCACCUCGGACGCGCUGUGGGAGUUCCGGGGCACCGGCGUGUUGGAGACCUCCCAGGCUCGAGGAGACUGCCCGCUGAAGCCGGCGCCCACGGCCACGGCGGCCGCGCUGCACGUGUCGCUGCUCAUCCUGCUCCUGGUGCCGCCGUGCAUCAACCCGCUGGUGUACGGGCUGCGGAACGCGGAGGUCCGGCAGGUGCUGUGCAAGCUGCUCCGGAGGAGACGGGACAGGGGCGCGCUCGUGCCGCCGCCGGUGGAGGAGGGGAUGGACGGAAACAUUUUACUGCAAAACAACAUUCAAGCGGGUUGA
Messenger RNA from Oryzias melastigma (Indian medaka), 1161 nucleotides. RefSeq names its product olfactory receptor 2G3. Gene Ontology annotation, molecular function: G protein-coupled receptor activity. The transcript has a single exon. Gene Ontology annotation, cellular component: membrane. Bases 1 to 1161 code for a protein of 386 amino acids. Lineage: Eukaryota; Metazoa; Chordata; Actinopteri; Beloniformes; Adrianichthyidae. Gene Ontology annotation, biological process: G protein-coupled receptor signaling pathway. The record is from RefSeq and is a predicted model, not a curated record.